This is a messenger RNA of Mizuhopecten yessoensis (Yesso scallop), 811 nucleotides long. Its product is annotated as peptidyl-prolyl cis-trans isomerase A2-like. Bases 117 to 803 code for a protein of 228 amino acids. The transcript has 6 exons. Gene Ontology annotation, cellular component: intracellular membrane-bounded organelle. Lineage: Eukaryota; Metazoa; Mollusca; Bivalvia; Pectinida; Pectinidae. Gene Ontology annotation, molecular function: peptidyl-prolyl cis-trans isomerase activity. The record is from RefSeq and is a predicted model, not a curated record. Gene Ontology annotation, biological process: protein peptidyl-prolyl isomerization.
UCCCUGUCUUCGUGGACAAUACAUGAUAUAAAAAGCAGACAAAUGUUCUAUUUCGUCCACAAAGAUUUGAACAAGUUACCCGAGGUGGAUUUAACCAUACCGUAGCAAGCCCAACGAUGGCAAGUCUGAAAGUUUUAGCGUCGCUUUUAUUAGUGAUCGUCGCUGUUAGCAAAACUAUUUCCGCCGACGACGAUGAUAGUAAAAAGAAGAUGAGGAACACGAUCACAGAGGAGGUAUGGUUUGAUGUGGUGGUAGAGGGAAUGAACGACGAAGAAGACUACCACGGACGAUUUGUCAUCGCUCUUUUCGGUGACAUUGCACCGAUGUCAGUGAUGAACUUCCAGAGCAUAGUCCGAGGAUACAAGCGAGGGAAAAAGAAUCUGCACUACAAGAACAGCCCAAUCCACAGAAUCGUACCAGACUUCAUCAUACAGAUGGGUGACGUCACAAACGGGGAUGGAACCGGAGGGGCCAGUAUUUACGGAGACAGGUUUGUUGAUGAGAACUUUGAAAUAUCCCACAAAGCCGCUGGCUACGUUUCCAUGGCAAACCACGGUCAAGACACCAACGGCUCUCAAUUCUUCAUCCUGUUGACCAAGGCUAGAUGGCUCGACGGUAAACACGUGGUUUUCGGCAAAGUCAUCAAGGGAAUGGAUGUUGUUCAACAUCUUGGAAACGUCCCUGCAAGCAGUGUCAAUGCCAUACCCAAGAGGAAGGUUUUCAUUGAAGAUUGUGGGGUGGUUGGCAUCGAAAAGAAGUACGAUUUAACCGACUCCCAAAUGAUAUCUGAUGAAGAUAUCUAAACUUAAAA